Molecule: messenger RNA, 1917 nt
Organism: Drosophila hydei
Lineage: Eukaryota; Metazoa; Arthropoda; Insecta; Diptera; Drosophilidae
Gene: Elp3
Product: probable elongator complex protein 3
Exons: 4
Coding region: 74-1765 (563 amino acids)
Biological process (GO): tRNA wobble base 5-methoxycarbonylmethyl-2-thiouridinylation
Cellular component (GO): elongator holoenzyme complex; cytoplasm; nucleus
Molecular function (GO): acyltransferase activity, transferring groups other than amino-acyl groups; iron-sulfur cluster binding
Source: RefSeq, a predicted model, not a curated record
UUCUUGAUAUGUGCUCUAACUGGCUACUGCAGCGUCACACGUGCAAUAUUUAUAAAAUUACGCCAGCCAUAAAAUGAAGCAAAAAAAGAAACUAGCUGUGGGUCUUAGCCGCGAAGAGCGACAAGUGCUUGUUAUCGGCGAAAUCAUACAGGAACUUCUGAAGGCACAUGAAAACAAAAAGGAUGUGAAUCUAAAUCGCAUGAAGUCGCUUAUAUCAUCAAAAUAUGGACUGGAUAGCUCACCGCGUUUGGUAGAUAUUAUAGCAGCGGUACCGCAUGACGCAAAGAAAAUACUGCUGCCCAAGUUGCGCGCCAAGCCCAUACGAACUGCAAGCGGGAUUGCCGUGGUUGCUGUCAUGUGCAAGCCACAUCGUUGCCCGCACAUCAAUUUUACGGGUAACAUUUGUGUGUAUUGCCCCGGCGGACCGGACAGCGAUUUCGAAUACUCCACACAAUCCUAUACGGGCUAUGAGCCCACAUCGAUGCGUGCCAUACGCGCACGCUACGAUCCUUUUCUGCAGACCCGGCAUCGAGUAGAGCAGCUGAAACAACUGGGUCACUCGGUAGACAAAGUGGAGUUCAUUGUAAUGGGCGGCACUUUCAUGGCCCUGUCGGAGGAAUAUCGCGAUUACUUUAUACGAAAUUUGCACGAUGCCCUCUCCGGACACAGCAGCGCAAAUGUGGCUGAAGCGGUGCGUUAUUCAGAGAAAUCGAGGUCCAAAUGCAUUGGCAUCACAAUUGAAACACGUCCAGAUUAUUGCCUGAAACGUCACAUCACGGAUAUGCUGAAUUAUGGCUGCACACGUUUAGAGAUCGGAGUGCAGUCUGUCUAUGAAGAUGUGGCCAGAGACACGAAUCGCGGACACACGGUGGCCGCCGUAUGUGAGACUUUUAAAAUGGGCAAAGAUGCCGGAUACAAGAUUGUCACUCAUAUGAUGCCAGAUCUGCCAAAUGUGGACUUUGAGCGUGACAUCGAACAGUUUAUUGAAUAUUUCGAGAAUCCCGCCUUUCGGUCAGAUGGCUUAAAAAUCUAUCCAACUCUGGUUAUACGCGGCACUGGACUCUAUGAACUGUGGAAGACAGGUCGCUACAAGUCAUAUCCCCCUUCGAUGCUGGUCGAUUUGGUCGCUAAAAUAUUGGCCUUGGUACCACCUUGGACGCGUGUCUACCGCGUGCAGCGUGAUAUACCCAUGCCUUUAGUUAGCUCUGGCGUUGAGCAUGGUAAUCUCCGUGAAUUGGCGCUAGCUCGCAUGAAGGAUUUGGGCACCGUCUGCCGGGAUGUGCGCACCCGAGAGGUUGGUAUUCAAGAGAUCCACAACAAAGUGCGUCCUUAUGAAAUUGAAUUGAUACGUCGCGAUUAUGUGGCUAACGGCGGCUGGGAAACGUUCUUAUCGUAUGAGGAUUCCGAGCAGGAUAUACUUGUUGGACUGCUACGCCUGCGUAAGUGCUCAUCGGAGACUUUCAGGCCAGAACUGAAGGGCAAUUGCUCCAUUGUGCGCGAGCUGCAUGUUUAUGGUUCCGUGGUGCCUGUCAGCUCCCGAGAUCCGACUAAAUUUCAGCAUCAGGGCUUUGGCACUCUGCUCAUGGAGGAGGCACAGCGCAUAGCUAUCGAGGAGCAUGAGAGCACGAAGAUUGCCGUUAUUUCAGGUGUUGGAACGCGCAACUAUUACCGAAAACUCGGCUACACAUUGGAGGGCCCUUACAUGGUCAAGGAUCUAACUCAAUAUCGAAAAGAAUUCGAAGCGCUAAAUUCGACGGGUUGGUAAAUCCAAGCCUUACUUGUUGGAAUAUGGAUUUAAUGCUAUGGCUAAGCUAACGAAAACAAACGUUUUGUACAAUUAUUGUUUGUCAAAUAUAUAUACAUAGAUAUAUUAUAUAAACAAUUGCUUGAGCUUUUUAUCUAUGGAGGGCAUAAUAU